Seriola dumerili (greater amberjack) is the source of this 5302-nucleotide messenger RNA. It is a transcript of the gene nbr1a, whose product is annotated as next to BRCA1 gene 1 protein-like. Gene Ontology annotation, molecular function: ubiquitin binding. Gene Ontology annotation, cellular component: phagophore assembly site. Gene Ontology annotation, biological process: macroautophagy. Lineage: Eukaryota; Metazoa; Chordata; Actinopteri; Carangiformes; Carangidae. The transcript is spliced from 22 exons. The record is from RefSeq and is a predicted model, not a curated record. Bases 92 to 3301 code for a protein of 1069 amino acids.
GUAAACAAGAAAAGACAGUCGAGGGCAACGGGGAUCAAACAGGCCGGUGUCACCGCAAAUGAUCGCCAUUAUCUGCUCCUAAACGGCGGACAUGGGGCUCCCUGUUACUAUUAAAGUCAACUUCCGGGGGAAUGUGAAGAGAUUUUUGGCUCAGGAUCUGGACAAAUUGGAGUGGGAAUCGGUUGAAGCCUGGAUCAAAGCAUCUUUUGGGAUCAACCACUUUCAAGUGAAAUACUUUGAUGAGGACAAUGAAGAGAUUUGCAUAAACAGUCAAGAUGAGUAUGAAGAAGCCAUCAAGAGUGCGGAGAAGCAGGGGAACCAGUUGCACAUGAACGUGUACAAGAUGAAAGGGCAGGCCUGCGGGGGCCCGCUGAAGACGGAGGUGAAGGAGCUGAAAGGAGACCUCCGGCCCGCUCCUCCUUAUCCCUCCAGGGUCAAGACCGUGGACAAGGGCACGCAGGUCACCCCGGAGCGAGAGGCUGUCGCAGUCAAAGAUAACAAGGGCAACAAACCAGAAGAUGAGCCUCCUCCCAUGUGGUUUAGAUCAUACAUGGAGAAGUUUAAGGACGAGGUGGUGAAAGAGGUGGUUGAAAGGAUGUGCAGUGACUUCUCUGGUCAGUGUUGUACCCACAAAUCCCCUGAUGGGCCCCUCGAGGCCACUGGGGCCAGUGGUGGACCUAUAGGGCCCAGGCCGGGUCCCUCCACCUCAAAUGGGUCCCUUGGCUACACCCCAAACUGCAGUAGCUGCAACAAACUCACCUCUGAGGGGGCCUACAAGUGCAGUGUGUGCCCGUCCUGCAUCCUGUGUGAGAUGUGCCGACACAGCCAUGACCCCAGCCACAACCUCGUGAGAACCAAGACUCCUCUUUCCAUCCCCGAGCAUGGGAUGUCCGGAGAGUUAAGGUUCCCAAGGCGAGGAGACAGGACAGUACGCAAGGCCGAGCGACAGCGCCUCAAAGCAGAAAGGAGGCAGCUAAGAGCCGAAGUGAAGGAAAUCAAGAAGAAACUCAGACUGGAGAAGAGGGGGCUGCAGUGGAGUGGGCCCUCUACCUCAGGCAGAGCCAACCUGACAAACAUGGCCUCCACAUCCACCCAGGUCCCAGCCUUGCCCCCCCCUGCCGCCUCAGAAACUGCCUCAGGUCCAGCCCCAGCCCAAGGUCCCAUCCCUGCCCCGGUCCCUGAUCCCCAGGCCUCCAGUCCAGAGGGUCCCGGGGUCUCGCACACGUCCUUGGUGCCCACUAUGGCUGCCUUGUUUCUGGAUGAAAAUCUGCCUGACGGCACCCGUCUGGAGCCUGGUACCAAGUUCAUCAAAUACUGGAAGAUGAGGAACUCGGGCACUAUCAGCUGGACCUCAGAGACUAAGCUAGUGUUCAUGUGGGGAAACCUCGGCCUGGCCUCAGAGAAGAAGAGGGAGGUGCCGGUCCCCUUGCUGCUGCCCGGACAAGUGGGAGUGGUCAGUGUGGCCUUUGUCGCUCCCGUGAUGGAGGGGACGUACACCUCCCACUGGCGACUGGCGCACUGCGGGUGUCAGUUUGGCCCGCGCGUGUGGUGCAGCAUCGUGGUCGACCCCGGCGACGGCCGCAACACACUCGGACAUCAGAGCAAAAGACUGAAGGAGGAGGUGAGGCCAGUGGAGAAGGAGGCAGAGGUUAGGUCUGUAGACCUCGACCAUGAAGACUACUACUUCCCCUCAGUCGACCUGCUGACUGCACAGGAUCUACUGUCAUUUGAGUUGCUGGAUAUAAAUAUAGUGCAAGAGUUGGAGAAGGUUCCUAAUAACACUCCUGUUGAUUUGACACCCUGCAUAUCCCCUCUGCCCCAUGAUGCACCAGUACUGGAGAAGGCCAUAACUUCACAGAUAAAAGAAGACACAGAGGUCACAGGGGUCAGAAAACUUUUUGGAGUGAAACUGGGACAGCAGAGGGAGCCUCUGGAGCCUGUGACCCAGGAGGAUGAGCGGGAGGAGGAGAUCAGCGGAGCCCAGUUCCUCUGUGAGACGGUCAUCCGCUCCCUCACACUGGAGGAAGCCCCCGACCACAGACCCCUGCGCAGAGUUCACAGCAGCCACAAACCACAGGUUGUCUCCCGGGGUCCCAGCGUUUGCUUUGAGAGAACAGUGGAGGCUGAGAAGACAGAGAGGGCACAAGAAGGAGAUGAGGAGAUCUGUGCCGUUAGACUUGAGAGUUCAGCUCUGCCUCCCAACACAGGUCUCAACCAGAUCACCCAAGAUGAGGAGACAAAGCCAGGUUUUCUCCUGGAAACAGUGAAUGAAAACCUGCAUAUCAGUUCACAUCAUGAUAAUACAGAUGAGGAAGUCGUGGUUUUGGAUGACAUGCAAAACUUGAAGGAUACUCCAUAUGAGAAAGAGGAAGGUGGAACCAGAGAGGACUGGGAUGAGGUCAGCAGCCAGACCUCCUCAGUCUCCUCCUGCGACGACUACAUCAUCGUCCUCCCAGACUGCUUUGACACCAGCCGUCCUCUGGGGGAAUCCAUGUACAGCUCCGCCAUGUCACAGCCUGACACCGCCGCCGCCGCCACCGCUGCUGCUGCUGCUGCUGCUGAGACCUCAGCCGAUCCAGACGUACACCAGGAGGAAGAAGAAGACGAUUCUAACUCCGAGCCGCUGGGAGAGAGGCAGGAGAGGAUGGAGGUGGUCGCUGCUGAGGAUUCCUCGGUGAACACCUGGCCUCCACCUGCCCCUCCCAUCCACAGCAGCGUGAACCAGAUGCUGUGUGCUUCCCAGACUCUGGACGCCGUGACGCUCACCCCUGAAGUGGUGCCACCGCCAAUUCUGCCUGAGCCCCCGCUGCUGUCCCCGCCAGCCCUCUAUUCACCCAGGUCUGAGGCACUGUACCUGGCAGAGGACCCCAGUCCUCCAGCCUGUGAACCCUAUGAGCCACACCAACCAAGGGUCCACCUAAAUGUGUCAUCUGGUCUGUCCAGAUCAGCAGGCUCAGCAUCCAGUGCCUUUGAGACAUACAACCCCAGACCCAGCAACGCGCUGCAGCCAAGGGGCCAAGGAGGCAUCACAGAGGGGCUUGUCAAGGGAGCCCUUUCUGUGGCAGCGUCCGCUUAUAAGGCUCUCUUCACUGGACCAAACUGUUCAAUACAGCGAGGCAUCGACCCAGCCACCAGACAGGACCCUUCCAUGAUGGCCAUGCUGCUGGAGAUGGGCUUCAGAGACCAGCGGCUCAACCAGCGGCUGCUGAGGAAGCACGGCUACAGCCUGCUGCACACCGUCAACGAGCUGGUGCAGAUGGCAGAGGACAGCCAGAAGGAAGCCGUGGAAGCCCAGCGCUGAGGGAGGGAAAGCUGUGAAGGAAAGCUACUGUAAAAGAGUGACGGGAGGGAGUUUAUUUGACUUUUAAACUUAAAUGUAAUGAGAAUAUUUAGAUUAUUUUCUCACCCUUUCCAGCCUCUGGAUUUAUUUUUGAGUUAUUUAAAGAAGAGACAAAGAAAACCUAUUUAUGAUUCAUGCAACUGAUUGAUUUCUCAAAGGGUGGAUAGUUUUAUUUGGACCAACAGGACAAAAAUGCCACUUGAAAUAUAUGUAAAAAAAAAAAAAAAAAAAAACAUGGAUCAAAAAUGAUAUAGGAGCAUUUAUUUCUUGAACGCUGUUGAUUAGAAUGAAACGAGCAUUUGUGAACGGCUUCUCCUGCCUUUGCCUUUAAUUUAGCUUCAACAUUUCGGAUGAAAUGAACCGUAUAUAUAUACACAUUUGUAAAUUAUUCUGGAUAGUGGUUAACCUUCGCCAUGCCUUGUUUACCUGAGGCCAUAGAGCUUUAUUGUGUUGGUCAAAAUGGAGAGUAGGGACUGUAGUUUUGACAGGUGGAAAGUGUGUAAUUCAGCUCUUCAUUGUAGUGUUUGUAUGGCUGUUGUAGCUGCUUCCUCUGCGCUGAAAAAUAGUUGUCUUUCUGUCAGGGCUUGGCUAGAAUCUUCUCACAAAUAGAGCAGUGAAAGUGAAUAUCGUGGAAUGUCGUAAAGCGUCCUGAAGAGCCAGCUCUCAUUUAAGACGAAGCUACUGAAGCUACGUGGAUCUUCUGGGUGUUUAAGGGUCAGCAGUGCAGUAGUAGGAACAACAAACAGAUAUUUAUGACCUUUCUCUUGAUUAUCGUAGUGAAAUCUGCCUAAACAAUGCAAUCUUUUUCUGUAUCAGAGUACUGUUAUUUUAGACGUUGACAUGUGGAAUGUAUACAAAACUUGUCUGAACGGAUUCACCGUUCAGACUUCAGAUGUUUUCUACUGCUUUUUAGAAGACACCUGCAUGACAGGUAGAGGCUUUAGAGACGAGUCGUGUUCUUGUGUCUUAGCAAAGUCACAGUGGAAUUAAAAAAAAAAAAAAAAAAAAAAAAAAAAAGUCCGCCUCGCGUCAUCGUUGAACCCGUUGAACCCCCUUGCCUGAAUUUUUUUUUUUUUUUUUCACGUAUCGUCAUUCAACCAUACGAUGGAGUGGGCCACAUUGAGGAAAAAAAUAUGACAAUAUCACAAGAAUAUAUCUAAUAUUACAAGAAUGAAGAAUUAAAAAUGAAGUUAGAAUUUUAGGUUAGGUGUUGUUUUAGCAUCACUUCAUCAUCAGCACCAGGACAUUGAAAAGAUUGUGCAAGAAACUGAGUCUAUGUUAUUGUUAGACAGACAAACAGCUGCUGCCAGAAGCAGCUCAGGCUGCAACUGACUGUCCCUUCACCCUUUUUAUUAGUUGCUUGUAAUAUUCCCAAAAAAAAUUUUUUUUUUCUCUUGAAAUUUUACAUUUUCUCUCAAAAUAUUAUGACUUUUCCCCAUAAAAUUACAACUUUUUUCUUGUAAACUUACAAAUUUAUUCUUUAAAAAUCAGAUUUUUUCUUUUCCACAAUUUAGCCCUAAAACUCCGUCGUACAACCACCAACUGAAAACCUAGUGACUGUCAUUUAACACUAAUCCUAAACCUAGAUGUCUCUAACAACACAUUCCAUAAACUCUUAGUGGAACCAAGUAUAUUUUCUGUCAUUAAUUUGCCUUCAUGAAAGAGGAGUUUUAGUUUACUGAAAUACACGUUGAUUUUGACAUUGUUUGUGGUGUGUGUGUAUAGAUGGAAGUUAAUGUUAGUUUGAAUCAUUUCUCUUUGUGUGUGUGUGUGUGUGUGCGGUUGAGGAUUCUGGAACCAUAUUUUCUUAUGUUGGCAAUUUUCCAUUAUUUCUGAAAAUUCAUGCUCUAGAGAAUAAUUCAGAAUAUACCUACUAUGCUUGUCAAAUUAUUCUUCUGCCACAGAGUGUAUACAUGAAAUACCCUUCUACUGUCAAUCCGCCAAUAAACUAUUUGCACAUCU